This is a messenger RNA of Spodoptera litura, 2490 nucleotides long. It is a transcript of the gene Pis, whose product is annotated as phosphatidylinositol synthase. Gene Ontology annotation, molecular function: CDP-diacylglycerol-inositol 3-phosphatidyltransferase activity. Gene Ontology annotation, biological process: phosphatidylinositol biosynthetic process. Lineage: Eukaryota; Metazoa; Arthropoda; Insecta; Lepidoptera; Noctuidae. Gene Ontology annotation, cellular component: membrane; Golgi apparatus. The record is from RefSeq and is a predicted model, not a curated record.
CAUUUACUGCUACUCAUUUUCAUUUCAUUUGACAUCAAUCAUUUUGCUGUGGGUGAAUAUACGUUUUUGCCAAAUAUUAUUCUGAGGAUUUGUUUUAUAAUCCCGCUUUAAUAAUGACUGAAAGUCAGGAAAAUAUUUUCCUCUUCGUUCCUAACAUUAUUGGUUUUGGGAGAGUAAUCCUUGCAAUUAUAUCCUUUUAUUUUAUGCCAACACACUGUAUUUUGGCGUGUGUUUGCUAUGUUACUUCUGCCUUAUUGGACGCUAUCGAUGGGCAUGCCGCAAGAUACUUUAAUCAAAGCACGAAGUUUGGUGCAAUACUGGAUCAACUUACUGACCGUGCGGGCACUGCUUGCCUCAUGAUGACCCUGGCAACAUUUUACCCACAGUACACAUUCUGGUUCCAAAUAUCCAUGGCAAUUGACAUCACAUGCCACUGGCUGUACCUCCACACCGUGACCCUGCAGGGCAAGGCCUCCCACAAAUUCAUUGACAUGUCUGAGAAUCCUGUCAUGCGUAUCUAUUACACAAACAAAUUGGUUCUCUUCUUCAUGUGUGCUGGCAAUGAAGCGUUCUAUGCAGCUCUCUAUGUGAUGUACUUCUACAGUGGACCUACAGUUCUUGGAGUUGGCCUGUACAAGCUGAUUGCUAUCAUCUCAGCACCAGUAGCUAUUGUGAAGGCUGGAAUAUCAGUUCUGCAGGGUGUUGUUGGGGCCAUCAACUUGUCUACUAUUGAUAUCAAUGAGCGGGCUGCUCUAGCUGCUAAACAAAAGAAUUAAACACAAUACAAUUAGGUCACAAGCAGAAUGUUAUACUAUUCAAAGAAUUUAAAUACCCGAUUUGAAUUCAAUUUGAUUCCAAAAAAUAUUUGCAUAAUAAAGUUAACUGUUAAAGUAAAGCUAGUCACCCAAGAAUUUACAUUUAAGUACUAUGAAAAUCCUGCUUUUUAUUUAUUUUAUUGUUACCAAAAAAGAUGUUUUAUUGUGAAAAUCAUGGUUUGCCUAUUUAUGUUGUAAGCACUUCAAGUUGUAAUACUGUCAAUGUAACUGGUUUGUUUUUAUUUUAAUUAAUAAUUAUGCAAAUAUAUGUUUUUAUAAUAACUAUCGUGAGAUAUACUAAAUUAACUAAGCAAUUCAGUGAGCUCAUUGAGUCAAAUUAAUUCAGUGAGCUGCGCGACGUCGCCGCGACUGCGCACGCUGCUCAUGAGGAAGAACCCCUCUGUGGUUCGAAACUAGUAGAUUAGAUGUCACUUAUAAUGUUGACUAACUCUGUUAUUUAUUUGUUUAUUUAUAAUUAUGUUAAUUCACUAUGAUUUUAUUGUUGAAGCACAUGUAUAGUUUGCGAAUCUCCAUUUAACGUUGCGAAUAUUAAAAAUACCUUCUUCAUUGAGGUCCUAUUGUCGUCUUUGUAAGCUUGAACAAAAAUAAUAUUUUAUGGUAAUGGUAGUAUGUAAAUGGUUUGAUGUGAAUGUGAUGUCUUAGUGGUGCAAUUAUUAUGUUGAAGUAGUAUGUAGUGUCUAAUUACUGAUGUAAAAUUUAAACUUCCACUAUGGAUAUUUUUUUUUUAACUGUUUGUAAUCUCUACCUGAAAGAUCAACAUAAUUAAUCCAAUCGCAUUUAUUAUUCCAAGAUUAAUGGAUUUUAUUUUUAGAUACCUUUUUAUAUAUUCUUUUCAUUUAUAUUUACAUUCCAUCCAAUAUGAUAAUCAUCCUAUUUGUAUAAAACACAGGCUUAUAUUACUUUAUUUUGGUAAAAGCAUAUUACAGCAGUAAAAUAUGAUAACAUUUAUCUCAUUUAUGAUUUACUUUGCAACUUUAUGAUAGAACAGAUAAAAAUAUAAUCUAGUGGUGCCAAUAUUGUUUAGAAAACUACAAGAAACUGAUUGUAAAGAAAGUUUAAUUGAAUUUAUAAUAUUCUUGAAUUGUAUCAGUCUGUUUUCUAUUGAUUUUGGAAGUAAAUAAACAAGUGAUAGAAAUGUGAAGUUACACACAAGCUAAGUGGUAAUUGACAAUAGUCUAAUCUAAUUUAUAUUACGUAACUAUUUAUUCUAAUUGCAAAUACCGAAGACUUGCAAGUAGUCAAAAGGAAUUACUUUUUAUAUGAGCAACAUAAAAGAGAUAAAUAUGCAUAUUAGAACGCAUUUUUAUGAACAAAUCUCUUCAUUGCAAUAGAACAUUCAUAUAUAUUUUAUGACAUCAUCACAAACUAGUUGGUCAUUAUGUUGGUAUAUUGUAUGUAGGUGUACUUCCAAGUUCAUAAUAAUAAUAAUAAUAUUGCACCUAUGUAUAUUCUAUAAUCGAUCUCUGGGCGAAAUCACUGAUAUGAUAAGAGUAAUUUAUAAAUCUAUGGGCGAAAUAUAUGAAUAAACAAAAGGUAUUUACUUUAUCAAAAGUGAAAUGAAUUUGUUGUACAAUCUGGUAGGCUGAGCCUAAUAUUAUGUUUAAUAAUUGAUAUUUGUAUAUUAUGUGUUGACCCUAAUAAAAGUAAAAAGUAA